Molecule: messenger RNA, 813 nt
Organism: Acaulospora colombiana
Lineage: Eukaryota; Fungi; Glomeromycota; Glomeromycetes; Diversisporales; Acaulosporaceae
Source: the annotation of a GenBank genome assembly
AUGAAUAUUCCUUUACAACUACAGUCUGAAAAUUUUUACUUCGAUGAUUUAAAGUUAAUAGAAUCAUUCCAGGUACAUCCAACUACCAACAGUGAUUUAUUGAUUAUCGAAACAGAAGAUCGUCAAGAUAUUAUAAACAUAACAAGAGCUUUUGCUAACCAGAUAUUAAGGUUUGACAUAGGCUAUAUUGUCACUUGCAAGAAAUUAAAAGUUCAACUUGUUCCUCCCAGUCAAUUGCAGAUUGUUUUCGGCGAAAUACUUGAUUCUUUGAAUAAUUUUAAUCCUAUAGAAAAUGUGAAGAUUGCAAUCCUAGAAGUUACUAGUUUUGUUUUCAAUCUUCCAGAAGGGUUAACCUUCAAGUUGAAAGAAAUCAAAGAGCACAAGAUUUCAUUUGAAUUAGUUCGCAAUCAAAUCAGCAAACAAUUCUUAAAACAAAUGCAAGAAGAUGUAGUUUCAAAAGCGAGAAAAGAAUUUUUAAAAUCUUGUUUAGAGGAAAAAGAUCUAGACUCAGAGUUUAUGAGAUUUGCCAAAAAGUUUUUUGGCAGUGAAGAUAAUUCUAUAAAAAUGAUUUUACAAAUAUUAGUUAACGAUCAUGUUGAGAAAUUCAAGGAGAACAUCGAGAAGAUCCUAAAUUCCUUUUUAGAUAACAUUUAUUUACAAGUGAAAGAAAAUAGUUUUUCUUAUAAGAUUAUUUCUCAAUAUUCUAUGAAUUUAUUAAUAGGUGAAUCUCUUUUAGUUAAAACUAGAUAUAAUGAGAGAAGAAACAUAGUUUGGAUGUUAGAUGCCUCAUGUGCAGCACUUAGUGAAUCUUAG